Penicillium soppii is the source of this 2346-nucleotide messenger RNA. RefSeq lists its product as uncharacterized. Gene Ontology annotation, biological process: glucan catabolic process. Lineage: Eukaryota; Fungi; Ascomycota; Eurotiomycetes; Eurotiales; Aspergillaceae. Bases 1 to 2346 code for a protein of 781 amino acids. Gene Ontology annotation, molecular function: beta-glucosidase activity. The record is from RefSeq and is a predicted model, not a curated record. The transcript has 11 exons.
AUGGUGGGCAAUAUGCUUUCCAAUGGGCUGUUGCUCGUGCAGCUCUUUGCAGCUUUGGCCUUGGGGAAGUCAACUUCCACCCCGCUCUACAAGGAUGCUAGUGCUCCGGUGGAAAAGAGAGUGAAGGAUUUGCUGGGCCGGAUGACUAUUGAGGAUAAGAUGAGUCAAUUGAUACAAGGCGAUGUCACGAAUUGGAUGAAUUCAACAUCGGGAGAGUUCAACUACACUGGUCUGGUGGCGAACAUGGAAAUGAAGGCAGGGAUGUUUUAUGUUGGGUACCCCGUUGCUUGGGAUUGGAUUUCGGACAAUAUCAAGAGAGGCCAGGACUAUCUACUCCAAAACACGACUUUAGGAAUUCCUGCUAUUGUUCAAACUGAAGGUAUCCAUGGCUUCUUGAUCGGUAAUGCUACCAUCUUCAAUUCACCUAUUGCAUAUGGAUGCUCGUGGAACAGGGAUCUCAUCGAAAAAAUGGCAGAGAUCGUUGGGCAAGAAGCUAAAGCACUCGGUAUUAGCCAGCUAUUUGCCCCUGUUGUCGAUCUCGCUCGUGAGCUUCGAUACGGCCGAGUCGAGGAAACUUUCUCCGAGGACCCCUACCUCGCCGGCGAAGUCGGCUACAGCUACGUCAAAGGAGUACAAAGCAAAAAUGUCUCAUCAAUGGUCAAGCACUUUGCCGGCUUCAGUGCCCCGGAGCAGGGAAUCAACACUGGUCCAGUCCACGGUGGCGAGCGAGAGCUCCGAACAACAUGGCUUCCCUCGUUCAAGCGUGCUAUCAUUGAUGCAGGCGCUUGGUCUAUCAUGGCUGCAUACCACUCAUAUGAUGGCAUUCCAGCAGUCUCCGAUUACCACACCCUCACGGAGAUCCUCAGAAAAGAAUGGGGAUAUGAAUACUUCGUUAUGACAGAUGCAGGUGGUAGCGACAGACUAUGCAGCUACUUCAAAAUGUGCGAGAGUGAUCCCAUAGACAAGGAAUCCGUUACCACGCAGCUUCUGACUGCUGGAACCGACGUCGAGAUGGGAGGUGGUUCAUUCAAUUUCCAAAAGAUCCCAGAGCUUGUCAAGUCUGGCAAGCUCGAUAUCUCAGUCGUAAACACUGCUGUAUCCAGGCUGCUGCGAGCUAAGUUUGAAAUGGGUCUCUUUGAGAAUCCAUAUCCUGCGGCGCCGGAGAAUCAGUGGGAGAAGCUUAUCCACAGUAAGAAGGCCGUGGAACUUGCAAGAGAACUAGACAAGGAGUCUAUCGUUUUGCUGGAGAACCAUAACGAGACUUUGCCUCUGAAGAAAUCGGGCAAUAUUGCAGUUAUCGGGCCUAUGGCUGAUGGCUUUAUGAACUAUGGAGACUACGUUGUCUACAAGAGUCAGUACCGGGGUGUCACCCCACUAGACGGCAUCAAGGCUGCAGUAGGAGACAAGGCCCAGAUCCACUAUGCGCAAGGAUGCGAGCGCUGGAGCAAUGACCAGUCUGGGUUCGACGCUGCGAUCGAAGCAGCCAAGAAAUCAGACGUCGCUGUCGUGGUCGUCGGAACCUGGUCUCGCGACCAAUUCGAGCUCUGGCAAGGACUGAACGCAACAACGGGCGAACACGUUGACGUAGAUGAUCUCUCCCUCGUCGGCGCCCAAGGACCCCUAAUCAAAGCCAUUGCCGACACAGGCGUUCCCACAAUCGUGGUUCUAUCUAGCGGCAAGCCCAUCACAGACACCUGGAUCUCAAACAGCACCUCAGCACUCGUACAACAAUUCUACCCCUCCGAACAAGGCGGCAAUGCGCUCGCCGACGUCCUCUUCGGCGACUACAACCCGUCCGGCAAGCUCUCCGUCAGUUUCCCGCGUUAUGUUGGCGACCUCCCAAUCUUCUACGACUAUUUGAAUUCCGGUCGCUCAAUCGGCGAUUCUGGCAAAGAGCUCAGCAACGGCACGCUUGUCUUCGGGCACCAGUAUGUUCUCGGUAACCCGACGCCGUGGUACCCCUUCGGCUAUGGGAAGAGUUAUUCGAGCUUCAAGUAUGGUGCUGUGAAGGUGGAUAAGAGUUCUGUCUCGGCGUCUGAUAGUACUGUCACUGUUAGUGUGGAUGUGAUGAAUACCCAUGCUACGCGGGAGGGCACAGAGGUUGUGCAGGCUUAUAUCCAGGAUGAGAUUGCUUCUGUUGUUGUGCCCAAUCGGCAGCUGAAGGGCUUUGAAAAGGUUGUUAUUCCGGCGGGGAAGACGAAGACUGUGAAGAUUCCGAUCAAGAUUCAGGAUAUUGGAGUUUGGAAUUCGAGGAUGAAGUAUGUUGUUGAGCCUGGAAGGUUUACUGUGCUUGUUGGGAGUAGUUCGGAGGAUAUUCGUGGGAACUCAACUUUUACUGUUAGGUAG